This is a messenger RNA of Arachis ipaensis, 2382 nucleotides long. Lineage: Eukaryota; Viridiplantae; Streptophyta; Magnoliopsida; Fabales; Fabaceae. The record is from RefSeq and is a predicted model, not a curated record.
AUGGAUGAUAGAGUUCUUUUAAAAGUGUAUUACUUUGGUCAGAUUUUGUUACAAAUUUCUGAAGGAGUGAAAUUUAUUUGUGAAAAUUCGUUAGAUGUUGUUAUUCCCUUCACAAUCUCAUUUGAAGAGCUCAAAGGUGUGAUCUGUGAGAAGAUUGAUUCUGAGAUGUCGAGAAAAAUAUAUUGCAUUUUAUACAGAUAUCCCAUACCGGUGUUUGGUGGAUACGUCCAAUUUGAAUCCAAAUAUGUAACGGACGAAGCAAGUUUGCAAGAGAUGUUUUCAAUAUAUUUUGAAAGUCGUGUCCGAAUCUCGUUCAUCGAGUUGUACAUUGAAUUCGAACAAUUUGAGGCUGACCGGAAUAUUGUACGAGAAGAUUACAAUAGUGACAGUGAAGAAGAGUUUGAAAGGAAUUACGAAGUUGUCGGUCCAGACGGGGAUGAAGAGCAAGGUGAUGCCACUGUGGCCCCAGAUGUGACAGAUGUGGCAAAUGCACUCGUGAACGAAGUGCCGUUUGAGGAGCCAUCUUUCAUGCGAGUGUUGGAUUUGGAGGCCAUGCAUGUUCCAGAGUUUCCGGAAUAUAUGAGUGUAGUGAAUGUUGAUGUACCUUUAAAUUUGGUUAUUAAAUAUCCGUGUAAUUAUUUUUUUUAUAUGGUUGUCGUCCCGCCAGAAAUUUCUAUUGUCGCAGAUGGCGAAUUUGCCGUCGGGAUGGAAUUCAGUUCCAGGAAAUCUGUUAUUAAGGCGAUGAAAGAGUAUAGCAUUCGAAGAAGUGUAGACUACCGGGUGUAUGAGUCGGAAUCGUUGACAUUUUAUGCGAGGUGUACACAGUAUGGGUCUGGGUGUAAUUGGCUUAUCAGGGUUAGCAUGAUCAGCAGAAAGUACUGUUGGGUUAUAAAGAGGUAUAAUGGUAGUCACACUUGUACCAGAUCUACCAUUUCUCAGGAUCAUUCCAAGCUCGAUUCAAACACAAUUGCCGAAGCAAUAAAGCCAUUUGUUGAGGCUGACCCCUCGUUAAAGGUAAAAUCAGUUAUUGCAGAUGUGCAAUCGAAGUUCAACUACACCGUCAGUUAUCGGAAAGCAUGGUUGGCUAAGGAAAAGGCAGUAGAAAAAAUAUUUGGAGGCUGGGAAGCAUCGUACAAAGCGUUGCCUAUAUGGUUUAAGGUCAUGUGUCAUAAGGAGCCAUCAGCUGUCAUCCAUUUUGAGACUAUGCCUGCAUAUCAAGGCGAUGACUUGGUCAGUGAUAUUCGGGUAUUAAAUCGAGUCUUUUGGAGUUAUUACCCCUGCAUUAGAGCAUUUAGGCAUUGUAAGCCAAUUGUGCAGGUGGAUGGGACUCACUUGUACGGAAAGUAUAAGGGUUGUCUGUUAGUGGCAGUUUCACAGGAUGGCAACAACAAUAUUGUCCCAAUUGCAUUUGCUAUUGUGGAAGGAGAGACAUCUGAUGCGUGGCACUUCUUUCUCAGUAACUUGCGACAACAUGUUGUGACUCGGGAUGGUGUGGGACUGAUAUCCGACCGAUACGAAUCCAUCAAUGCAGCCGUGGAGCGGAGUAAUGGAGCUUGGUCGCCUCCUAGAGCAUUCCACAUGUUCUGCAUCAGGCAUAUUGAGUCGAACUUCCUGAGAAAAUUCAAGGCACCGUACCUGCAAAAACUUGUCGUUAAUAUAGGAUAUUCGCAGAUGGUGCGUCAGUACGAAGUGCGUUACCAGCGUUUACGAGAACGGGACGAGGCUUACACUAACUGGUUAAACCGAAUCCCCCGUGAACAGUAUGCAUUGGCAUUUGAUGGUGGUUACCGAUGGGGUCACAUGACGACAAACCUAGUCGAAUGCAUUAACUCUGUGCUGAAGGGUGCACGCAACCUCCCAACCACUGCACUUGUCAAAGCAACAUUCUACAGGCUUAACGAGCUAUUCACCAGAAAAGAGCCAAGGCGGAGAAAGAAUGAGGUAUUUGAAGUGCGUGAGAUGCCUAGUGGACUGGAGUAUGCUGUCGACCUACGUCGGCAUCAAUGUGACUGUGGUGAGUUUCAGGUGGAUCGGAUCCCGUGUCAGCAUGUGUUUGCAUGUUGUGCAAAUCAACGACUGGACUGGCAACUGUAUGUGCAUGAUGUGUAUAAGAUGGACCAGGUUCGAUGGGUUUAUCGAGCUAGGUUUAGGCCAUUGGGAAAUCCUUCUACAUGGCCUGCUUACACCGGGCCACGAUUCGUACCCAAUCCAUUCCUAAGACGCGUGACCAAAGGUCGCCCCAGGAUGACCCACUUCUUGAAUGAGAUGGACACGCGAAUGUUGCAUCCUCCACGGCGAUGUACGCAAUGUGGUGCUGAGGGACAUAGCCGUAGUAGAUGCCGUCGGUCAACUGGUGCACCUGCCGAUCAUAAUGCUCAUUAG